AUGGCUAGCGAUGGAAGUGAAGAAUUCAAGUUGGUGUCACCAACAAUAACACACGAGGCAAGACUACCUAGACACUACACAGACGAAGGACAAGGAGCAAAGAAAAACAUAUCACCACCAUUGGAAUGGUACAACCUACCAAAGGGAACAAAAACUCUUGCUAUUGUGGUUGAAGACAUCGAUGCACCCGACCCAAACGAGCCACUCGUGCCGUGGACUCAUUGGGUCGUGGUGAAUAUCCCUCCGACAGUGAAGGGAUUGCCGGAGGGAUUUUCUGGAAAAGAAGAGGAGAUGGGUGGAGAAUAUGCUAAGAUGAAAGAAGGGAACAAUGAUUGGAAACAACCUGGUUGGCGUGGUCCUAGGUUGCCAAAUCAUGGUCAUAGGUUGCAGUUUAAGCUCUAUGCUUUGGAUGAUGAGCUUCAUCUUGGUAACAAGGUGACUAAGGAGAAAACUUUGGAUGCUAUUCAGGGGCAUGUGCUAGGAGAAUCAACCUUGAUGGCUAUAUACUAA
Vicia faba (fava bean) is the source of this 510-nucleotide messenger RNA. The record is from the annotation of a GenBank genome assembly. NCBI's taxonomy places the organism in Eukaryota, Viridiplantae, Streptophyta, Magnoliopsida, Fabales, Fabaceae.